This is a messenger RNA of Micromonas commoda, 1086 nucleotides long. RefSeq lists its product as hypothetical. Gene Ontology annotation, cellular component: nucleus; cytoplasm. The transcript has 2 exons. The record is from RefSeq and is a predicted model, not a curated record. Bases 174 to 1061 code for a protein of 295 amino acids. Lineage: Eukaryota; Viridiplantae; Chlorophyta; Mamiellophyceae; Mamiellales; Mamiellaceae.
GUCGUUGAGGACGGCGAUAUUGCGUCGUCAUCGCGCCCUCCACACCCCAAGCUUUACACCCAGCCCGCGAAGACACUCCUCGGGGCGGGUCCUGGCCCGCUUGACAGCUCGUCUCGAGUUCGGAUCUCCCAGGGAAAAACGGUUUCGAAGGACGCGGAAAGAGACCACAUCGUAUGGCCGCGACCGCACCCGCACCCGAGUACAUCCCCUCGCGUCGUAGCCUCGAGCUCUGUCCGCGCUCAUACGAUGUGGUCGAGCGCGCGGAGCUCGACACGCUCUGCGUCCAGCUGGAGGGGAUGCCCACGGUCUCCAUCGCCCAGAACCCGUGUAUCGGGAUCCCCGGCGCGAUGUACGAUUGUGCCCUGGCGCUCGCCAGCUUCGUAGUCGACGAGAUCAUCGUUACCAAACGCGAGGGCGAUCCCGCCGCGGCUCGGGCUAUGAGGAUCUUGGAGCUCGGCACGGGCAGUGGAGCGUGUGCUCUGCUGGUGGCCGCCGCCUGUUCCUCCCGGGGGGUCCCCGCGAGGCUCUUGUUGACGGACAGGAACCCAAAGUCGGUCGACCUCGCCCGUUGUAACGCCGAUGUGCUCCAGCUAUCUUCUGGAAACGUCGAGAUUGACGUCGCCAGGUUCGCGUUUGGCGAAGACGUCGGGACAUACUUGCCGACCGAUUUCGCCACCCCCGACGUGGUCGUCGUGUCCGAUGUGUUAUACAGUCCCGAGUCCGCUGUUCCCCUCGCGCGCACGCUCAGGCAGCUGUUGCGCCAUGACGACGACGGCGAGUCCGUGCUCGCGUCGCCCGCGGACAGGCGGCAGCCCGCGUGCUACCUGGCGUGGCGGCCGAGGUCGUGCAACCCCGACAAAGUGACCGCAGUGAAGGCGUUCAUCGUCGAAUGCGGGGCGCUGGGGCUGUCCGUGCACGACGCUAGCCGGUCGAACGGGCGGGCGGCAUCGACUGCGAGGGUGUGGGACGAAGCGGCGGGAGGUGAGGGUUGGUCUCAGACGUACGAUCCGGCAAACGCGGCGAGGGAAGGAUUGCGAAUUUUGAAGAUAGAAUCCACGUAGCUAGUGAAACAACACGUUAGCGCAU